UUUGCUGGGAGGAGGGGUGGAUGUGACUUAUGACGGUGUGAUUAAAAUGAAUUCGCUGUUUGCAAGGGCGAUGGCUGAGAGAGAGGCGGAUGUAGCGGGGGUGGUUGACCCGGAUGUCGUGCUGCUGGAGAUGCGGCUGAGGAGAAGGGGCUCCACGGAGCAUCAGGGCGAGCCCCCCCGAUGGGCCCUCACCUCCUCUCUCUGGCGCGUUGGCUGGUUCCCCUUCGUUCUGGACAACCUGCCUUCGGAGAUCCAGCCGGCCAAUCACAAGCCGCCAGCUGGCGUGGACGAGGCGGGCGUGCGGAGAUUUCUGGGGAGGCAUGCUGAGCUGGACACUGGAGGGCCAGUCGGGUUCGUGAUGUGGAGUCAGAGACAGUUCCGGGAAGCUUCCUCUGCUGCAGCUACAGCAGCAGCAGCAGCAGCAGUGGGUGAGGGAGAAGCAGCAAGCACUGUAGCAGCGACGCCCGCAUUCAACCGGAACGGGUUGCGGGUUUCGUUGUUUUCGGAGCCCAUGCCGCCCUUCCUGUAUGGGCGGGGGCCUCAGGGGUGGCAAGAUGCGAGCACCGAGUAUGGCUCUCAGCAGCAUAUGGUGCAUGUGGUGGAUGGCACCGGUGCUGCCACUGCCAUCCGCAUCGACCCACAGUAUGAUGCCGAGAAGGAGGCAGAGAGAGCGAGGGGCGGCGCUGAGGGGAGCGUGAGGUGGAUGGCGCUGCCACGUGAUUUUCGAGUCGCCUAGAAAAAGAUUUUCUUUUAACUCUUGUAUUGCGUUCGCCCUGGUUGUGGUUGGCAUUCGACCUCCAGUGAACACUUAUGAGUCGACUCAAACGCAGACGCGUCCUCACUUUCUUGCACUGCAAGUGUGCCACUUUGGAGUCAUUUUUUAGCGUUCAAUCAUCUUCACUUCUAAAGAAUGACUCCGAUCAAACUCCUGCGAACACGCACACAUCUUCACUUACUUGCACUGCAAGU
Messenger RNA from Closterium sp. NIES-67, 969 nucleotides. The record is from the annotation of a GenBank genome assembly. NCBI's taxonomy places the organism in Eukaryota, Viridiplantae, Streptophyta, Zygnematophyceae, Desmidiales, Closteriaceae.